AUGGCGGUGGCAAGGAAAAUCAAAACUUUGUUGACGGUGAACAUCUUGGUUUUCGUGGGCAUCAUCCUCUUCUCGGUCUACUGCAGGAUCCAGGACCGCUCCCAGGAGCUGGUGCAGAUCGUCCAGAGCGCCGACCGACGGAUGAGGGGACGGAAUGCCAAAGUGGGCGCCCUGCUGGACAGGGAGGCCAUCCUGCAAAGGUUGGACCAUCUGGAGGAGGUGGUGUACAACCAGCUCAAUGGUCUAGCCAAACCAAUGGGAUUAGUUGAAGGCCCAGGCGGUUUGGGCCAAGGAGGAAUGGCUGCCACACUGAGAGACGACAGCCAUGAAUCCGAAACGAAAUAUGAAGAAUAUGGUUAUAAUGCGCAACUGAGUGAUCGGAUUUCAUUGGACAGAUCUAUUCCAGACUACAGACCCAAAAGGUGCAAACAGAUGUCCUAUCCUGAGGACCUUCCCCAAAUCUCAGUGGUCUUUAUUUUUGUAAACGAAGCCUUGUCUGUCAUCCUACGCUCAGUUCACAGCGUUGUGAAUCACACGCCAUCCCACUUGCUCAAGGAGGUCAUUCUGGUGGACGACAACAGCGAUAAUGUUGAGCUGAAGUUUAACUUGGACCAAUAUGUCCACAAAAGGUACCCAGGUUUGGUGAAAAUAGUGCGCAAUAAUAAACGAGAAGGCUUGAUCCGAGCAAGAAUCCAAGGAUGGAAAGCUUCAACGUCCCCAAUCGUUGGUUUUUUCGACGCUCACGUUGAAUUCAACACCGGCUGGGUAGAACCGGCCCUGACCCGGAUUAAAGAGGACCGCAAACGGAUUGUCCUACCAGCUAUAGACAACAUCAAGUACAAUACUUUUGAAGUGCAACAGUAUGCCAACGCUGCCCACGGCUACAAUUGGGGUCUUUGGUGCAUGUACAUCAUUCCUCCACAGGACUGGCUGGACAGAGGAGAUGAGUCUGCACCUAUCAGGACGCCGGCCAUGAUUGGGUGUUCGUUUGUGGUGGAUAGAGAAUACUUCGGAGAGAUUGGCCUGCUCGAUCCUGGCAUGGAAGUUUAUGGAGGAGAAAACAUUGAACUCGGUAUGAGGGUCUGGCAGUGCGGCGGGAGCAUGGAAGUCCUCCCUUGUUCCCGCGUGGCUCACACUGAGCGCACGAAGAAGCCGUACAACAACGACAUUGACUAUUACGCCAAGCGCAACGCCCUGCGGGCGGCCGAAGUGUGGAUGGACGACUUCAAGUCCCACGUGUACAUGGCGUGGAACAUACCAAUGACGAACCCCGGCGUUGACUUCGGAGAUGUGUCGGAACGGGUUGCUUUACGGCAGCGUCUGCAGUGCCGGAGUUUUAAGUGGUACUUGGAGAAUGUCUAUCCUGAAAUGAGGAUUUACAACAACACCAUCACGUACGGAGAGGUACGCAACAGCAAAGCUAGCGGCUACUGCUUGGACCAGGGCGCAGAAGAUGACAAUAAAGCGAUACUCUAUCCAUGCCACGGAAUGUCUUCCCAGCUUGUCCGUUACAGCACCGAAGGAUUGUUGCAACUGGGCCCGCUGGGAUCUACGGCAUUCCUCCCUGACUCAAAAUGUCUCAUAGAUGAUGGGAAAGGAAGGACCCCCGCCUUGAAGAAAUGCGAAGAUACGCUGAGACCAACUCAGCGACUCUGGGACUUUACACAGAGUGGACCAAUCAUCAGCCGAGAUACUGGCCGGUGUCUAGAAGUAGAAAUGUCUAAAGAUGCCAACUUUGGACUUAGAUUGGUAGUACAGAGAUGCUCGGGGCAAAAAUGGAUGAUCCGAAAUUGGAUCAAACACGGAAGGCACUGAUUUCCCAGCUUAAAAGAACAUGGAUAAGGACAUCUC
Protobothrops mucrosquamatus (brown spotted pit viper) is the source of this 1851-nucleotide messenger RNA. It is a transcript of the gene GALNT9, whose product is annotated as polypeptide N-acetylgalactosaminyltransferase 9. The transcript is spliced from 11 exons. The record is from RefSeq and is a predicted model, not a curated record. Gene Ontology annotation, cellular component: Golgi apparatus. Lineage: Eukaryota; Metazoa; Chordata; Lepidosauria; Squamata; Viperidae. The coding region runs from base 1 to 1815 and encodes 604 amino acids.